Glycine soja is the source of this 426-nucleotide messenger RNA. Its product is annotated as serine/threonine-protein phosphatase 7 long form homolog. Bases 1 to 426 code for a protein of 141 amino acids. NCBI's taxonomy places the organism in Eukaryota, Viridiplantae, Streptophyta, Magnoliopsida, Fabales, Fabaceae. Gene Ontology annotation, biological process: meristem maintenance; meristem development. The transcript has a single exon. The record is from RefSeq and is a predicted model, not a curated record.
AUGCCUGCUCCUCAUCCUUUAAUUGAGUCAUUGCUUGCUCAUACUGGGUUUGCUGAUGUGGCAAAAUUAUGCCACUUCAAAAUUGAUCAUCAUAUAGUGACUGUACUUGUUAAGCGAUGGAGACCAAAGACACACACUUUUCAUCUUCCUGUUAGAGAAUGUACAUUUACACUGGAGGAUGUAGCACUACAGCUUGACAUAAGGGUGGAUGGUAGACCAAUCAAUGGUGCAACCUACUAUGAUUGGGAGGAAAUGUGUGAACAAUAUUUGGGUGUUGUUCCGCUAAAGGGAGAAGCAAUAGUUGACUCUGCCAUUAAGCUUAAGUGGUUGCAAGAUGAUAUGCCGCUGCUUCCCGUGGAACCAACACAACAACAAUUAGAAGUAUAUUGCAGAGGUUACAUUUUGCGGCUAAUUGUGGGGUUUUAA